Molecule: messenger RNA, 1783 nt
Organism: Branchiostoma floridae (Florida lancelet)
Lineage: Eukaryota; Metazoa; Chordata; Leptocardii; Amphioxiformes; Branchiostomatidae
Product: tumor susceptibility gene 101 protein-like
Exons: 6
Coding region: 365-1285 (306 amino acids)
Biological process (GO): endosome to lysosome transport; protein transport; protein modification process
Cellular component (GO): ESCRT I complex
Molecular function (GO): ubiquitin binding
Source: RefSeq, a predicted model, not a curated record
AGAUAAUGAGUAUGCUGACGUCAGAGGCCCGUAUUACUGCUAACCACCUGUACAGCUGCACGCUCCGGUGCAGGUCAUUGUUGUCCCGAGGUGUCUGACAGUGGGUCCCGAGCAAACGCCAGGAAGCCGGUCGGACAGCCACUGCGAGUCACCCCGCCUGUCUCACCCUCACGGUGCGGCUUCUCCAGACAUGUGUACGGAGACACCGCCAGACAACACGUCCUUAUUACUCACACUGUAGGCUUGAGGGAGUAUAUCAUACGUCUGUGUUGGUAGAUCCCGGAGUUGCAGGGAAGGCUAGGAAGGAACCCCAUCAUCGCACAACCCCAGGGCUCGAACCGGCACAUAUAGCAGAAAACCUUGGAUGUCCAAAAUAACCAAAACAACCGACAUGCCUAUCUUCACUGGUUCUUCAAACAACAAACAACACAACAAGUACCAGGACUUGGUCAACGAAGCUAUCCAUGGGGUUUCACACAAGUACAAGGAUUAUGUGAAGGAGGAAACGGUUCAUGUCAUCCGUUCAUACACAGGACUCCGGCCUUAUAGAGCUCCAUUUGCCAUGCAAAAUGGAAAGACAAAAUACUUCUUGUGCAUCAAGGGAAAAGUACCUAUCAUGAAAGAAGGUGUAAUGGCAUUCACACUCCACAUCAGGAUGUACAUCCAUAAGAGACACCCCCUGUCUCCCCCGGAGGUCUUCAUCAGACCGUCCCGUAACAUGGACAUCAAGGCCGGCCAGAACGUCGACUCGGAGGGGAGAGUUUACCUGCCUUACCUGAGCAGCUGGAUAUAUCCCAAAAGUGACCUGAUCGGGCUGCUGGACUUUAUGGUCCUGACCUUCAGCCAGCUCUCACCCGUCACCCUGCGGCGUAGGUCACCCUCAGCAUCGCCCACCCCGCAGAGGAAAGCCCUGUCCAACCCUCCCUCCAGGUCAGGCUCCAGUUCCCGCUCAAGACCCAACUCCAGGCCCGCCUCCCCGGCCCUGGGCCGCCGCGGCAGGCCGUCCCCCUCACGACCCUCGGAUGGUGCCGGGGAUGGGGACGACGACGCAGUCGAUGGGUUCAUGCCAAACCUGGGAGACAGAUUUUUCAGGACAAAAAGCGCCGGCUCCAGCUCUGGGUCUUCUGAUGAUGAGGAGGAGAAAGUGUGCGAGCAACUUGUGGAUGAAAAUGGCGUCCACCGCCGGAUCUCUGUGAAGAAGUACAACCCGCGGGUGGGCAGGAUGGAGUACCUGACGGUGCAGUACGGCUCCAUGGCCGUGGGGACAGACAGAGACAAAGUCUGAUUCUGGAAGGGUACGUGAAUGAUGGCAGCACUUGUACAGUUGUCUCAGUGCCGAUGAUAUACAGAGAAUGACAAGUCUACCCGACUCUACCGGUUCUUGUGAAUGUUUAACUAAACCCCCGUAGGCUUGGGUUGAAAGAUGUCGCAUUGAAGUUGCUGCUGCAGCUUAGAUGAAUAUGAUAAACGGUUCUGUAUUUGUACAGUUAUAACUAAGUACAUGACUGGUACUGUAUGGAGAUUUAUACUCCUCAGUACAAACCGAAAAAAUAACAAUUGUAAAGCACCACUGUAAAUACGUCUAAGACAUUGUUUACCUUAAGGUUUGUGAUGUAUCAUGAUCUACGGAAAUCCUGGCUCUCGAGCUAAAGACAUUUUGCAUUCCAGUAGUAUUACCGUCUUAUAUGCAAAGAUACAAAAUGAUAUACCACUGUUGAAAGAUCACUGCUCUAGAUCUAUACUUAUUUGCCAUUGUUCAAUGGAAUAAAUGACUAAGUCCGUA